AUGUCGGUAUACAGUGGAUUCGGCACCAGAGCAUAGGAAGAAGGUUAUCUAAAGAGUCUGUUUAACAUUGUGUAUUUGAUGUAAAUUAAGAUACUAAAGAUCUUUAAAAAUGAGCAAUUCGAUGACAGAAAGUUUUGUAAAUAUUACGUUAAGUUAUUUAAGAAACUUUAUGAACUUGACAAAAUUAAAUAUAUGCCUCCCAAAUUCAACGAAGCAUUCAAGGAUUUAGCUGUAUUCAUUGUCUAGAGAUGA
Stylonychia lemnae is the source of this 252-nucleotide messenger RNA. Lineage: Eukaryota; Ciliophora; Spirotrichea; Sporadotrichida; Oxytrichidae. The record is from the annotation of a GenBank genome assembly.